This is a messenger RNA of Nelumbo nucifera (sacred lotus), 3335 nucleotides long. NCBI's taxonomy places the organism in Eukaryota, Viridiplantae, Streptophyta, Magnoliopsida, Proteales, Nelumbonaceae. The record is from RefSeq and is a predicted model, not a curated record.
AGAGAGGUAGAAGUGGGGAGGUGCGUGAAGAGAGUAUUCCUGUCUUUAAGAUUUACGAGGGGCGAGUUUUUCGACGUUAAAGAUGACGGCGAUAUGACGUUAAAGCCGACUGUGAUGGACGUUAAAGGUAACGGCGAUUAUCGCUUUGCUAUUAUCGUUGCUCCAGCUCGUGUGAGCUUGGAAUUUCGGUCCAUUUUCCGUUGGAUUUCCGGUAAAGUCUUGUCGGAAAAAGCUCGAAUUCGGAUUCCAGGAUCUAAUCGACGAUUAUUUCUUUGAGAGAGGUAAUCGGAAUUCUUUGUUGCUUCACCAAAGAAUUCAACAUGGUAGUUGACGAGUCCUUCAGUAGGUUAAGAGACCCUGGGGAGCUCUGAAGGUGACAAAUUGUCAAAGGCCGUGACUAUAAUAGAGAAGUCCAUGUCUGAGGGAUUUGAUUCAGAAUGUUUUAAUUCGACAACGACGAAUUUAGAGAGUUCACUGUUGGGGAUAAGCAACUUCAAACCUGAAUCUCAUGUCGCACAGCAAAGCCGUCGUGACAAGCUGAGAGUUCAGCACAACGGUUCCCAAAGCCACCAUACACAAGAUUUCUCCCAUCCUUUGGUGCAAUUACCCAGAGACGCCGGACUCAACCCAGAUCUGAUUCAGGCUCGGAACGUUAGAAACUGCGGUCUGCUAUAUGAUCCGACAAUCGUUUCCUCAGAAAUGCUCAACUUCUCAAUGAGCAACCACUGUUUGUUAACUCACAAGGAUUCACUACUGCACGAAGGAUCAGGUGCGGAUCAAUCUUGUAGGCCGGUAGGGACUGACGGUUCUUCUUUUGUUAAUUCUUCCAACCCAACUUCAUCCAACUUUAAUCCUUUGGCUAAACCCGGAGAUACCCCCAAUCCUAUGUAUUGGAAGGGCCUUGGGUCACAGCAGAGCUGUGAUUGGAUUGUGAGUUAUGUGAAUGGAUCCACAAGUAAUGCAUGCAAUCAGACCACCUCACUUGGUGGGGCAGUUAUUUCCGGCAUGGUGAAGGAUAACAGCGGUUCUGCAUCUACCCUCUAUUUGAAGCCUGGUCAUGGUGGGUACCCAGAUGUCCAAUCUUCUUUGACCAACCGAUCCACUGAAUUAUCCAGUCAAAAUAGCCAAAAGCAGUAUGAAUCAAUGCAGUACAGUUCUCCCCCGUUUUACCAAAAUACCCUUCAGGAGGUCGUGACAUCUUCCAAUAUUGAGAACCAAGGUUUUGAAAUGGCUUCUUUUGUGCAGCAAGGUGUUCGGGAAACUGGUUCAUGGGUGGAUGGUGGAAAUGAGCUCGCUCUUUUGCCGGUUUUCGGUAGUCAGGCCAGUGCAUCAAGGCUUAACAUUGCCGGUGCUUGGGCGCAUAGGCCGGUAGAUGGUAGUCAUCAGUGGAAUUCUGAUCUGGGUUUCGGAAUAAACAAGAGUAGUGAAGGAAACUUGGAGACCAUUGGUAGCGAUUCUACGUUGCAAGGUCUAUCAUUGUCGCUUUCCUCUCACCAGCCUUCCGAAUUGCAUGCAGCUCAGUUUGGGGAAAGAUUUCGGUCUGGAAGUUUACAACCCAGAACUGGCAUUUUCAAUGGUUCUCAAGAUUCGAGGAGUAAUACUUCCGCUUAUUCCAAACCAUUGAUUGGUAAUAAAGGUUAUGUAAAUAGUAUUCAAGGCAUUAUGAACUCUUCUGCAUAUGAACGUCGAAGUUCAGGUCCCCUCGGGCCCUUCACUGGGUAUGCAACAAUUUUGAAGAGCUCAAAGUUCUUGAAGCCUGCCCAACAGCUACUGGAUGAAUUUUGCAGUGUGACUGGUCCGAAGCUUGUCAAAACUUCUGAGCCGUCUGAGAAGGAGUUGGGAGAUAUAAGCAUGCCAUGUGAUACUGGUGAUGCUGGAAAUGAGACUAGUGUGACUGUGAGGGGUGGCAACACUGGUGGCUCCUCUUCUUCAUUCUAUAGUUCCAUUGAGGCUAGUGGUGAAGCUGCAGUUGGAAGUGGAUUUUAUAAAUCGUAUCAUCCUGAGUUCCAAAGAAGGAAGGCAAAGCUCUUGUACAUGCAGGAGGAGGUAUGCAGAAGAUACAAGCAAUACCAGGAGCAGAUGCAGAUGGUGGUAUCAUCGUUUGAAUCAGUAGCUGGUCUCAGUGCUGCUACCCCUUUCACCGCAUUGGCUUUGAAGAAUGUCUCUAGGCAUUUCCAUUGCUUGAAGAGUGCCAUCUCAGAUCAGCUGAGACACAUAACAAAGGUUCUGGGAGAGGAUUUGUCAUCUCCCACUAAUGGCACUACUAAUAGUAGAGGUGAUACAGUUGCGCCAAGGAUGAAGUUUAUUAAUCACUGCUUUCAGAAGCCCAAGUCUACUGGAGAUGGUUUGGGCUUCCUAGAACCUCAACAGCAUGUGUGGAGGCCCCAAAGAGGCCUCCCAGAACGUGCUGUUGCUAUUCUCAGAGCAUGGUUAUUUGAUCAUUUUCUUCACCCGUAUCCAACUGACGCAGAUAAACUUAUGUUAGCUACUCAAACUGGCUUAACUCGGAAUCAGGUAUCAAACUGGUUCAUCAAUGCUCGAGUAAGAGUGUGGAAGCCUAUGGUUGAAGAGAUACACAUGCUUGAAACCAAAGGUUCUGCUGAAAUGAACCUGAAUACAGGCAAGAAUGAAGGCCGGCCCGUCAGCAGUGGUGAGAAUGUGCAUGCAGGGGAUGAAUCCUCCCAUAAGCUUAUGAUAGAGGCAUUGUCUGAAAAACAAUCAGAAUGCUCAGGAUCUGGUCCUGUGCUGAACACUGAAAAUGGCAGGAACCCUGAUCAAUGGAAUCAAGGGGAACGGGCAAGAAUACACAGCCAGCUUCCAUCGGGCAUAGACAAUGGAUUGAUAGGUUUCAUGCCAUAUCACCAAAACGGGAUAGACAUGGGGGGUUUAGGAGCUGUCUCCCUUACCCUAGGACUGAGGCACAGCGUCGAGGGUUUACAGCAACACCAGCAACCACAACAACAACAAGAGGAACAUCAUCUAAUGAAGCACUUUGGAGGUCAGAUAAUUCAUGAUUUUGCGGGAUGACCUCGAUUGGACUGGUGGGUUUGCUUUGUUCGGGGGAUAGGAACUUGAGGAUGAACGGGAGCAAAAUUGUUUUCGUUCAUUUCUGUGUUUAUUUGGAUUUGAUGUUUAGGAGGAAGAACAUGGAUUAAUAUAUGCUACCAUAAACAAUUAUUGGACAUGAAGAAGAUGACCACUUGUGGGUAGGGGAGGGAGGGAGAGAGAGAGAGAGGAUUUGUUUGUGCUGUAAUCUGUAAAUGAAUUGAAUGCUGUGAUGGCAGAUGCAAAAGACAUACAAAUGCAAUAGAUAGAUUAAUAGUUCUAUACGCCAA